AUGCCUAUCAAGACAGCUGGAGUGGGCGGAGCCUAAGGCCAGAGGCCGCGCCGUGAUGGCCUCCCCUAACACUGUCUACUCUUUGCUCGAGGACGACCAUGAGGAGGCGGAGUCUACUAGGGGUGGGAUGUUGUCCAUGCCCAGCCCCUACGCCACGCCCACGGGGGGCAACAAUACAGGACCGACCCCCACCAGCAAAAUGACCGUACAGCAAAAUUUAGAAAAUUCCAUGAGGUCAGAGCUGGCGAGUCUGUGCGACAUGGGCGACCCGACUAAUUCCAAGAACAUCAACAUGCACCACAGCGGAGGUGCAGGAGGUGCUGCGGGUGGUGCAGCAGGCAGCGUGCCCGGCGCAGCGUCCGCUGGCAUGAGGCCCAACGAAAGCAGCGAGUACAACUACGCGCAGGCGCUCCUCAAGCACGCGCCCAAGCUGGGCGACUCGGGCGACCUGGACAGGUCCAGCGUCCUGCGGCUGGCCCAGGCCUACAUCACGCUGCAGCAAGGUCUGCAGUCCUGCGAAGGUGCCGGUAGCAAGAAGGUCAAGUGGUGGCCCGACUGCCUGGACGGUGGCAAGCUGGCCCUCUCGCUGCAAGAGACCAUGGGCUGCUUUGUGCUGAUCCUAACCAGCAAGGGCCACGUGGUCUACGUCUCUGACCAGGUUGAGAAGCUUCUGGGACAUGAUCAGCUGAGCCUGGUGGGUCGUCCCGUGCACGCCAUGGUUCACCGUGAGGAGCUGGACGUCCUGGGCACACAGUUCUCACUGGCUGCCGAGCCUGGCAACCCAUCCAUGUCUCGGAAGUUCUACACACGUAUGUUGAACAUGCACAAGACGAGCCCGCAGAGACAGAUCUACGAGCUCGUGCAUGUCGUGGGACACCUACAGGAAGUGGCACUGGCUCACGGUAGCUCAACCGCAGCUCCACAGGGAGGAGGCCAACGAGAAACCUGGCUAAUGUGUGCGUGCCAAGUGAUGUCGGCCCAGCCUGAGAAGGAAGGAAUUCCCUCCCCUUACGUCGAGUGGGUGUCCCAUCAUGCCCUGGAUGGCAAGAUCAUUCACAUGGACUCGAGGUCAUGCCAGGUGACAGGGUAUUUGCCCAACGAGGUGAUUGGCAUGUCUCCCUACUGCUUCAUCCUGCAGGACGACCUGGAGCAUGUGGCCUACACUCAUAACCAAGCUCUGGUGAAGGAGUGCAGCUACAGUUGCACCUACCGCAUGUACACUCGUAGCCAGGACCUGGUGUACGUCAACACGGCCUGGCAGCUGGCGCGAGACAAGCAGAACAACCGGCCAAAGUUUCUCUUCUCUCUGCACCGGCUCGUGGACGAGAAAGAAGGCAGAGAGCAAGUGUCGCGGCAUCACCAGGAGCUGCUGUGGGUCAAGACUGACCCGUCCAUGAAGUACAGCAUGAAGGACAUAGAGCGGUCAGUGGAGAAACUGGAGCUGGAGGCGGUCUUGUCGCCCCGGCAGGCCUCCCGCGGCGGGAUGCGGCACAGCUGUCUGACUGACAGCGUCGCGGCGGACGGCGGGGACCUUCUGUCUCUCAACCUGUCGGCUUCCAUGAGGAUUCCUCCGGUCAUCCCGGCUGCCGAUCUGGGAGGCCACUCGAUGAGCUCUCGGCAACGUGGUGGAAUGGCUUCGUCCUCGUCGUCGGCUUUGUCUUCACCUCAGGUGCCGUACGGGCGGAGCAACAGCCAGAUGCAACUUCAGCUUCAGCAACAGCAACAUCAUCAGCAUCAGCAGCAGCAGCAGCAACAGCAACAUCAUCCACUUCAACAUCAGAUGUCUCUGCCGUCGCCCAUAUCAAGUGUUGGGAACAUGAGCACGGACAGUUUCUCUGGGGCCUACGGGUACGACCCGACCCUGAACAGUCCAGUGGCUGCACAACAGCACAACAUGUACGGCCACCCUCAAGCCCAGCAUCUGCAGCACCAGCAGCAGCAGCAGCAGCAGCAUCAGCAACAACAACAGCCACAGCAGAUGUACUCACCACGCCGCCAGCAGUACCAGAGUCAGAUGUCCAUCCCGGGCCAGUCCCCUGUUGGACACAGCAUGAUGGACUCGCCCAUGAGGUCGGCUGACAACUCUGACAGUGGCGGGAUCACCGGCUCCUUUGUUGACUACCUGUUUGACAAUGCCGGUCCCCCCUCCGUGCCAUCAUUUGACAACAGCAACGUGUUCAACCCCGAUGCCCUAGUGACCACUGCCCAGCCUAUGCCCAAUUCAGUAGGGCGGGCUCGAGGCAGGGGCAGGGCGAGAGGUCGACCUAGAGGAAGUGGUCGCGGGGGAAGGGGAGCUGCGAGGGGGACGCGAGGUACGCGUGGCCGAGGGAGAGGCAGAGGUCGAGGUCGUGGUAGUAGCACGGCCGCUGCCAUGGAACAGUUUGCUCAGCUGCGAGACAGCAUGACGGGUCCGGGUGUGAGGAAGUCAGAGGGCAUGAUAGGCCGGACGAAUCUGUCGCCCGCGGGAGAUGUGGGCUCGGACCACUUCUUAAGUCCCAGUUCGGGUAUGGGUGUCCAGCGAAUGGCCCCGUCUGCCGGUGCGGGUAUGCAGCAGCAAAUGCAGCAGAUGAGCACGAGCCCUGGAGGAGGUGGAAUGGCUUCGCAUCACGCUGGCUCAGUGCGAGGUAUGGAGCUGCAGCGAAUGGCUUCAGACAGUGGAGUGACCUUGAACCAGUCACACGCAGAUGUGAGUGGCCUUGGCCUCCAACGCAUGCAUUCGGAUGAUGGCAUGAGUUUUCAGCGUAGUUUGUCUUCCCUCGAAGGCAUGGACCUGCUGGUGCCCAGCUCUGACUUACUUGCUCAACAACAACAACAACAACAACAACACCAACAUCAGCGCUCUUGGCGUGGCCAAGACCAGCAAGCUGCCACUGCUCAAGGCUUAGGUCAGCGAUCCCUGGUAGGCCACGAGCCAAUGGUACAGGACAAGAGAAACAAUUCCGUGAUGGCUGGCAGACUCCUCACCGAGGAGCAACAGCAGCAACAGCAACUACAGCAACAGCAUUUUCACCGCGCGCAGUCCAUGGAGGAAUCUUUAGGGAUGUCGGGGCAAUAUGGCGCCACCAUGAGGCCCGCUGUGACACAGAGGGGACAGCAGCAGCAGCAGCGGCCGGGGGAUUUUUCCGGCGCCAACAUGUCCCCGAUGGUUCAGGGGGCUGGUCCGGGCCGGCCGCCCCACGACUCGUUCCAGCGCUCUCUGUCGUUCCAAGGCCCGCAGCAGUCCCCGCUGCUCCCGGGCGAGGCGGACGUGGAACAUUCCAUUCUGGGAAACUUGUUGAAGGGGAGAGGCGGGUCAACCUCCUCCACUGGGAGUAAGUCUCCCGGUCAAGGUCAGUCCAUGGGGAGGUCACCGGGUCAAGGGUCAGGGUAUCAGGACCGCAUGGGCCGGUCUCCCAUGGCGCAGCAGUCUGUGGGUGUGGAGCGUGGGGGCGGUGGUCGGUCGCCAGCCACCUCCCUUAUCUCGGAGGCAGCCUCACCAGCAUCUGUUUUCUCCCCGGAGUCAAGUCACCUCACCAGCAUCAAAGAUGACCCUGAACAGAACCUGAUGUCUGGCGAAGCAUCUGGUCUGGCCAGCAAAGACGGCAGUGGUCAGUAUCGUAAUAUGGUCACCGGCUUGUCCCUGGAAGAUCUGUCCGCUCUGUCAGAGCCAGUGCAAGGUGAGCAAGCAGGGGACCAAAAGCUUGUCACGGAGAUGCAGAUGUUUUCUGCCCAGCUCCGCUGCAAACACCGCACCGUGGAGCAGAGUCUGGUGUCCCAGGACCGACUGAUCAGACAGCUGGAAUCGAACCUGCAGCACGCUGCGCAAGACCCCAACCCAGAGUCUACCUAUGCCCGACUCAGUGCUAAGCUCAACAUCAUGAAGGCCAACAAGGCGAAGCAAGAGAAAGACUGCCUGGCCAUCAAAGCGGAACUCGAAUCUCGCAUACGACAACAGCAGAUGCAGCAGCAGCGGCAGCCGCAACAUCCCCUGGAACGACAUCUGCUCAACUCUCCUCUGCCCACCAACCCCCGCCGAAUGGCCAUCGUUCCUCCCAUCCAGAGGCUGCAUGCGGAUGAGGACUUGAACCCUAUUCCCCCGCAACACAGCCCGGGGGACUUGAAAGGCGGCCAUGGUGGUGUACAGAUCUCUAGUGAGAGUUGCGGCAGUUCCAAAUCUCCAACACCCCCACCCCCAAGUUCCCUUGACGGCAACAACGCAAAGUUCAACACUUCCAUACAGAAAAGUUCAACCCAGAAGCUCAACAAACAAGGAGGAGGUUUGACGGCUGCUGGAGGGUUCAGCCCUGGGGCUGCUGUAGCUCAAGGCCCGACAGCCACACCACCCCACCACUCGAACCCUGGUGGCACCCAGGCGUCACCAUACAGUCUGCACCACCACCACCAUCACCAUCACCA
Aplysia californica (California sea hare) is the source of this 4395-nucleotide messenger RNA. RefSeq lists its product as uncharacterized. Gene Ontology annotation, biological process: regulation of transcription by RNA polymerase II. Gene Ontology annotation, molecular function: DNA-binding transcription factor activity, RNA polymerase II-specific; RNA polymerase II cis-regulatory region sequence-specific DNA binding. Gene Ontology annotation, cellular component: nucleus; aryl hydrocarbon receptor complex. NCBI's taxonomy places the organism in Eukaryota, Metazoa, Mollusca, Gastropoda, Aplysiida, Aplysiidae. The record is from RefSeq and is a predicted model, not a curated record.